AGGGACAUAAACCGAAGCAAUAUGGCGGCUCGUGUAUUGCCUAAGCCUAAAGGUGGACAAAAUGCUUUUCCAUACAGAAGAACACUAGACCACCUUAAAGCAUGGAGACUCUCUUUACCACCUAAGAUUAAAAAAGCAACAAUAAGCUAUAACCCUACUACUGAUAACCACACUGGAAUGAAGUUAUUUACAUAUCAACAUGUGCCACAAUUAAAAUAUAAUAAUCCAGACGUAUUGUUCAGUAUAGUUGAUACUAUAAAAGUGACCCAAUGCACAUUAAAACUGACUACCAAAAAAGGUCAACGCUUCAUUAUAAAUGGAGAGAACACAGAAUCAGUUGAAAUCAAAAGGAAACUGACAGAGAAACUCAAAGAGAUUACAGAAUGAAUUGAAUAACUGUUGAUAGAUUGUCAUAAUAAUAAUGUUUUAUAAGAAAAUGAAUGAUUAUAUAUAUUUAGUUAUAA
Amphimedon queenslandica is the source of this 464-nucleotide messenger RNA. RefSeq lists its product as uncharacterized. The transcript has 3 exons. Gene Ontology annotation, cellular component: mitochondrion. The record is from RefSeq and is a predicted model, not a curated record. Lineage: Eukaryota; Metazoa; Porifera; Demospongiae; Haplosclerida; Niphatidae. Gene Ontology annotation, molecular function: structural constituent of ribosome. Bases 22 to 387 code for a protein of 121 amino acids.